GGCACAGCACCGCAGCACGCGGCGGGCCCGCGCACCGCUCGCGGCUCGCCGCCGCCCGCCAUGGCCGACAUGCCAGACCUCUCGCAUCUUACUCCUGAGGAGCGCGCCAUCAUCGAAGGCGUCAUGAUGCGACAGCGCCAGGAGGAACAGCGCGAGCACGAGAUCAUGAGACGUAAGCAAGAUGAAGUUACGGUGCUUGAGCAGACGAUCCGGACUCGGAAUGAAAUGCACCGCGCAGCUGGUGUAGAGCUCGCUGCAACUUGUCAUAUCUGCCUCAAGACUAAGUUCGCGGACGGCGUCGGCCACUCGUGCCACUACUGCCGCGUGAGGUGCUGCGCCAGAUGUGGCGGCAAAGUUACUCUUCGUUCUAACAAGGUUAUAUGGGUAUGUAUAUUGUGCCGCAAGAAACAAGAAUUAUUAUCUAAAACUGGACAAUGGAUCCACAAGAGUGCUGGACAAGAUUCUAUGUUAUGGCGCAUGGAGAAUGAUCUCCGAGGUUUACCACCACAACCUGACGGGUCAUUCGAUAAAAGACCGAAACUAGAGAGGGCGCACAGUGCCGCGGAAAAAGAAAACCUCCCACUUCAAAGGUCAGGUAGUGCUCUCCGUCGCCAAUAUAGUCAACAAGACCAACGAUGUUAUGGGGAACUAGAAGGACUGGCUAGAACGCAUCCACAUUUAGUUCAUCCGAGACAAAAGGCUGCAUACGGAGUAGUCGAGACAGGAGCACCUCCCACAUCCCAGUUACUGCCGCUUACGCCAGCGUCACAUCCCCUUCUUCCGCCUCGGUCUUCCUCGUCCGAUGACGAAGCUCCAGAAUGCGUUUCCGAUGAAAACGACGAGUAUCGAGAUCGGGGACAACUAGAGGCAUGUGCUCCAGUUCGGCACCCACAUCUGCGUAGCGCCAACGUGGCUGCCAACAAUUAUUACAAUUUGAUUAAUCAUUCGCCGGCCGAUUACGAGGCUGAGGCUCGCGCUCAAUUCGACGUGCCGAGGACCGGGCCAUCAGGUGGACGCAGCUUUGAUUCUGUGACCGAUUGCCGGUGGCGGGCCCGAGACGAUGGCGAAGGUGCGUACCUUCGGCCAUAUGCACCAGAAGAAGGCCCGCGCCCAGACCGAGCUGUAUAUAAGAGUGCCUAUUUGUGGGAAGACUCCUCAGACAAUAGACGGUUCACUGAGAGGAGAAAAAAGACCGUUCGCUUUGACGGGCACGAAGGCGCCGCGACAUUUCCGCGGGGCGGGCGUGACGCGUCUGGCGCGCCGCACGACUGGGCGGCGCUGCGCUGGGAGCCCGAGCGCCAGACCAGCCAGGACUCCGCCACCAAAGACUCGGGCAUCGAUACCUCUAGCACCUUCACCUCCAGUGAAGAUUCGAACAGAGGCGAUUGCCCUAAGUUUCCGCUGAGCUGGCAGGUGUCUGCGGAUGGCACGCGCAUGAUUGGUCAUAUGGUGCUCCGGAAGAGCGUCGUGGAAGGUAGUUCACAUUCUUCGGCGGCUAUCCUCGGCCUGAAAGUGGUUGGAGGAAAACUCCAACCAGACGGCACGAGAAUUGCAGUGGUUGAAAAGGUCAAGAAAGGAUCCAUAGCGGACCUUGAAGGACAACUUAGGAUAGGUGAUGAAGUUCUACAAUGGAACGGUGUGCCGCUUCAAGGCAGAAGCGCGGAGGAGGUGGCCGCAGUGGUAGCGGACAGUAAGCACGACCUGCACGUGGAGCUCGUGGUGUCACGACCUCUCACCGCGACGCGCACGCCUGCAGUGCCCUGGAGAACUCACAAAGAAGUGUACACGGACGUGAUGGGAGGUUGCGAAAAACCGAGUGUGUUGGUGACGUCACCGGGAUCACCAGAUGUACACUCACGACGUCGGCCCGCGCGAUAUAACCAUCACAACGCAAAUGUAGCUGGACGCAUCCAGCUCAAAAUUUACUUCGACGUAUCCGCGACACAGCUGUGUGUAACUGUAGUGUCGGCGAGUGGACUCACUCCACGGCCCGACGGCUCACCUAGAUGCCCAUACGCGAAACUGUUCCUGUUACCCGAUAAAAGCGAGAAGAGCAAACGACGAACGAAAACUUUAGCUAACACCCUAGAACCACGAUGGAAUCAAAAUUUUGUCUAUUGUGGAAUUCGAAUAACAGACAUAAAGCGGAGAACUUUAGAAGUAACCGUUUGGGACUUAAACCGCUAUGGCCCAAACGACUUUCUAGGGGAAGUCCUGCUUGAUUUAGACAAUAUCGUGAUGAACCAUGAACCUACAUGGUACACAUUGAAGCCACACGAGGAAAUGGGAAGCUUCAGCAGGUACCGUGAGGACGAGGCCGACGGCGAGCACCUGUCUCCUCCGUCGACGUCCACCUCUCGUCUCUCUGACUCGGAUACGCCGAGCGAGUGUGACCUGCGACGACAUCAUUCACUUUCAAGCCUCGCUUCCAGCUCCAGCCCGCCGCCGCCACACGAUCGAAUGGACAUGGAGGGAGCUCGAUCUAGCCGGCGCGACAUGUCCCCGGCGGGCCGGGUGAGGGCUGCGGGCAUGAACAGAGAACGCAGCGGCGGGUACGCAGUGGCGCGGUCGCAGUCGGCGGCGGGCGUGGCGCGGCCGGCGCGCGCGCGCAGCAAGUCGCCGCGCCGCUCGCUGUCGCCUCCGGCUGACCGCGACGCUUGGCGCUACACAGUGAACGAGGACCGAGGUGACGGGUCACGGUUGCCGACGCACGCGUACGCGCCACGUUUCCAGUCUCGUUCAGCCACGGCCACACCUACUACCAGCCCCAAGAAACGACAACUGCCACAAAUACCUCAUCACCAGGGCGGGCAGAGAGCGGUGCGCGCGCAGGUGUCGGCGGACCUGGAGGAACGUAAGUGGAUCGCCCCGCACCACAUUGGCGCCACACUCACCUACCGCAGCACGCCACAAGGGUGGGAAAGACAUUACGCAGGACUGUCCGACUCAGAGUUGGCAGCUCGCAGCGGCGGUGGCGCGGGCGCAGGGAGCUGGGCCCCGCGACGCCGACUGUCACCCGACAACGCGGCGCAGGACUCCGACCUCGAGUCCGUCGCUUCCGUCACCUCCAGCGCCUUCAGCACGCAGUCUGAACGACCACGGCCCACCAGGAUGCUCAGUAAUGACUAUGGUGGACGAGACAAUGGACGCGGCAAUGGUAGCAAUCAACAGCAACAACCCUUGGAGAGGCGAGAGUCACGUCGAGGUCAAUUUACUAGGAGUUUGAGCAAUGCAGAUGUGCCACCGGAUGAAAAAGCAGACGGCAGCCUAAGUGACACUGCUCUCGGCGGAGCAGGCGAACUGGAGCCUGCGAACGACGACGUUCUACUGAAAGCGGAACCUCGAGACUACUUCGGACCUGGCAUGGGCAAGAAAAGCAAUUCUACUUCACAAUUGUCGGCAACAGGUCGGAAACGGAGGUUAGGUUUCGGUAAACGUGGGAAAAAUUCGUUUACGGUGCAACGAAGCGAGGAAGUGGUGCCCGGCGAAAUGCGUGGAGGCAUGAGUGGAGUCUCUCGGGCCUCUUCAGCCUCUAGCGAGAACGACGAAGACAGAUGGUCUCCUGGUAUGAGAGGCUCUGGCUCAGAUGGAGGUGGGCUCUCCGAUUUCAUCGACGGCUUAGGGCCAGGACAACUAGUUGGCAGACAGUUACUGGGCGCGCCCACGCAGGGCGACGUCCAACUAUCCAUGUGUUACCAGAAAGGAUUUUUGGAGGUGGAGGUAAUCCGUGCUAGAGGUCUGGUAUCACAGCCAGGCAGACGGACCCUGCCUGCGCCUUACAUUAAAGUGUACCUAGUUAGCGGCAAGCGUUGUAUCGCUAAAGCUAAGACGAGCACAGCGCGCCGAACGCUCGACCCACUCUAUCAGCAGACGCUUACCUUUAGAGAAAACUUCAAAGGUUGCGUAUUACAGGUGACAGUGUGGGGUGAUUACGGGCGCAUAGAGGGUAAAAAGGUGUUCAUGGGUGUGGCGCAGAUCAUGCUGGAUGACCUAAACCUAUCUAAUAUUGUCAUAGGAUGGUACAAACUCUUUGGAACUACUUCAUUGUAACCAAGGUUCUACACUGUGUACAAGUGUCGAGUGAACCUAUAUCACAAUAAAAAUUAUAAAUUGUCCAAAUAAUAAAUUUAGUGAUACUGCUUUAAUAUCAUAAUAAAACGCAAAAUAUCUUGAAUAUAGGAAAUUUUCUAUAAAACGAAAGGUAUAAAAUAAUAUUA
Molecule: messenger RNA, 4217 nt
Organism: Spodoptera litura
Lineage: Eukaryota; Metazoa; Arthropoda; Insecta; Lepidoptera; Noctuidae
Gene: Rim
Product: Rab3 interacting molecule
Biological process (GO): regulation of membrane potential; regulation of synaptic plasticity; positive regulation of synaptic transmission
Cellular component (GO): cytoskeleton of presynaptic active zone; presynaptic membrane
Molecular function (GO): transmembrane transporter binding; small GTPase binding
Source: RefSeq, a predicted model, not a curated record